AACUCUGAACUCUGUCUGCAGGUGUGUGUUCACAGAGGUACACCCAGAGAGACCGAAACAUCCCUCAGGACCCCCGCUUCCAGCACCUCGCCACGGCAACGAGCAUCACCACGGCAACCAAACCUCGCCGGAAGAGCUCCACCCCGUCUCCAGAGCCAAGCAUUCCUCCUUCCCCCCUCCAGUGCCUGUCCCCUGAGCCCAGCCCUCCUCACUCCCCCUCCCAAUGCCCAUCACCUGACCCCAGCCCUCCCCAGUCACCCUCCCAAUGCCCGUCUCCAGAGCCCAGCCCCCCCCAGUCACCCUCCCAAUGCCCGUCUCCAGAGCCCAGCCCUUCCCCUUCACCCUCCCUAUGCCCGGACCUUCAGCUUGGCCGUUACCACUCCCUCUCCUGGUCCCAGUACACGGAGCCUAAUGAGCUCAGCACGUUUAAGGAGGACCACAGUGGUGCUAACGAGGAGCAGUUAGCCGCCACGGCCUCCAGGGAGUUUGCAGGGGUGUAUAAGGACAGAGAAGAGAAACCUCAGGGGAAAGAAAAGAAGAAUGAAGAGCCAUCCAUGUCUGCAUUGUUCCAGCCAUCUAUCCGUCCAGCUCCAGAGAGGACGACGAACCUGUCACCACAACCAGCUGAGCGGGAGAAGGAAGAUGCAAAGGGGAGGGCGAAGGAGGUACAGGCUAAAGUUUUAGAGGAGGAAAAAGAAUCUCAGCCAGUUGAGAAAGUGCAAGAAGAAGAAGAGGUCAGCGAGGGUAAGAAAGACGAGGAGGAGGAGGAGGUGGUGGAAAUGAUACAUGUGGUAGCUAGUGAUAAUGAGCAAAAGGGAGAAGCGAUGGAACUCGUAGGCAGCUCUUUGUUUCCUCCUUCUGUCUCCUUACCUCCUUCUCAUCUUGACAACAUUGUGGACAAACAUUUGGGUGACUUCUCCUCUGAGAUACAGCUCCUCCUGCAGGAGCAGAGCAUUAAUUACAGCUUCCCCCAGUCCCCACACUCUAUUUCAAACACACAAGCCCCCGCACCUCAACACACACCCCCACACACCCUCAUAUCUCAGUUUUCACAGUAUGUGUCUUUCUACAACCCCUGCCCCCCUGUCCAGGACUACGUUAGCUCACUACAGGACAGCAUUGAGGGCAUUCUGACCGAGUUUGAUGAGAGCUGGCCGAGCCACAAAGCCGGCACCAGCCGGACCGUUGUUGAUGACGCGCUGGCUAGCAGAGUUAGUGAUUUUGUGUCUAGCAUCCGAGCAGCUAAUGCUAAAACCGGCAGAGAUGAUGAUGGUCUCUGUGGUGAAGUGACAGCUGCUGACGUCGGUGAUUCAGUCAGUCAAAGUCCUGCUCUCUCCAGAGGAGGUGAGGUGUGGCAGCCACAUACACUCACCAUACAGGUCCCUAAUGCUCCAAACAACAGGAACCCCUCGAUGUCUCAUGUCACUUUAUCUACCUCUGCGUCUGGUUCCAUCUACAAGCCUACUGAUGCCACUGUCCUCAUUCCUCCUAUUAACAAGUCCCCACAGUCCCACUGGAACCCACAGCAAAGUCACACUUUGGAGAUCACUAGAACGGUCACUCAUAACGUCAGACAAACGCAAGACAACAGCGCUGCCAGGACUGUGCAUUGUACCACUGGUGGAGAAGGUAGGAGUAGUCUUGCAGGUACAAACUCUGAGGUGACCUUGCCAGGGUUCAGCGGUGUCUCUAAGCCCUUGACAGAAGCGUCUCGCCCCUCUGAGCCGCUCUCCAGUCCGCCCUGUGCAUCCGUCCCCGGUCCCGGGACAGGCCCAGCUCCCCCGGCCAUGGCCCUGAGCUCCCUCAUCAGCCAGCUGCAGCCAGAAGUGUUCACCAGCCUGGUGGAGAUCAUCAAAGACGUCAAGAGAAACUCCUUGCAGUUCUACCUCCACAGCCCCGAGCCAGGGGACCAGGUUCACGAGGAGGUCAAGGAAUACCUGUUGAAGCAGGGUAACAUGGAGCAGAGUCCUGUGACCUUUCUGAGCCAAGAAACUUCUGACGACAGACUGCUGGUCAUCAUCAAGAACAAAGACAUAGCUGGACACGUACACAAGAUCCCAGGUCUGGUGUCCCUGAAGAGACAUGCCUCUGUGGUGUUUGUGGGAAUCGAUACGCUGGACGACAUCAGGAACAACAGCUACAACGAGCUUUUUGUUUCUGGAGGCUGCAUCGUUUCGGACGAGUUGGUCCUCAACCCAGACUUCAUCACUCACGAUCGACUGGCUGCGCUGCUGCUGAUCCUGGAGCAGCACAGUUCUCCAGAGAGCGUCUGGAGGUGGAAGGUUCACUGCAAAACCCACAAGAAACUAAAAGAACAAGCCAGGUUCAGAAGAGAUGCAGCCAACCUACUGAACGUACUGUCAGCCUAUCACAAGCGGCAGAUUGUUGAGUUCCUCCCAUAUCAUCAGUGCGACAUGAUGAACCAUCAGUCCCCUGACCUGGACUGUCUUAUGGAGCUCCAGGCCCGAUACACACAGUACCGACACACCGUCUUCCUGACUGAGCAUCAUUUUGAUAAGUUCGCUGCCUACGCUAGUAGCGGCAUCAUCAUGGCCAAUAUCGAAGAGUUUCUGCACGACUUCACCAGACUGGUCGGUUACCACGAGAUGAAGGACAGGCAGCCAAUCAUAGAUGACAUGCUGGCUCCCAAAGGGCUCGGGAGGCAGCCGAGUCAUAGUGACGCUGAGUCAGGCUCUGAACGCUCUCCCUCUAUCUUCCCAGAACACAUCCAUCCCCUCUGCUCCAGUGAUCAACCCCAGCAUCUCCUCCAGCAGUCCGGCUCCAUCGUCCCCGCUCCCUCCUCCAGUCUGUGUGACCAGCUCGUCCCGGACGCUUCCUGUAAGGAAGGUGCGCCGCACCAUUCAGACACAGACUUUGAGGUUCUUCGACUGGCCAUCUCACAUUUACGGGCCGAGCGUCAGGCGCAGCUCCAGCAGCAGUUGGACUCUGAGGCAGAGUUGAGCAUCAACUCCCUCAGAAGCUCCCCUCCCUAUCUCAUUGGUACAGGUAGCGGUCACACCACGCCUCUUUUAGCUCAAGGAGGUCCCACCGAGUCUGUUAACGUCACUCAUGACAGGAAAGCAGUGGCAGCCACUCUGGAGUUAAUUCACUCAGCAUUACAGCAGGAGCCUGCGGGGGAGCAGAGGAGGAAGGAUGGAGCAGAGACCCCCACAGAGGGAAGGACGAUAGGAGGAAGUCAAGGGGCUGGAGAUCAGAGGGAAGGUACUCCAGUGAGAGCGCUGGGGUUACUGGGAGAAAACAGGGGUCCCAGUAAUAGUGACACUUCUAGCCCUUCGUCCAAUCAAAGCACAGCGGUCGUGAUGGCACCAAGUACCCAGACAGACUCGACCGAUGACGGGAGAGAGAAAGCAAAUCAAAAAGAAGAACCUGUAUUUCCCAAAACAGAUAAGCACGCUGCAGCCUCCUCGAGUACCACAGCUCGGCCUGUAGAAGGCGACAUAACGAGAGACAAACCAGCAGGCCAGGAACAGCCAAGAGGAGAGGCAGCACCACCUGGCACCAUCACUGUCAGUGGCACCAAGAUCCAGCAACCUCAGCAACUUCUGCAGCACCUGAACAACCGCCAGCAGCUCCAGCCGAGCCGGUCCCACCUCCAGCCCCCUCCUCACAGCCAGCAGCAGCAGUGGGGGGCCAGCCUCCUGCAGCCCCACCACCUGCAUCGCCUUCCCAACCAGCCUUUCUCCCGCGGACCCAUGCUGGGGCCCCUGACUGCCCUGGGAGGAGGCCUCCUGGGGCCAGUCCCUGUCUGGCCAGGAGGCCUGGGCCCCGCAGGGGCUGCUGCCCUGGCCUGGGGCUUCCAGCAGGUCGGCAGGGACUUCACAGGUCCUAGACUGCUGGGGGGCUUCCACAACCCUGCAGGGCAAGGCAGCAGGUACAGAGGGGGGCAAAGAGGAGGAGGCUUCAACGGGAUGUAGAGAGCCGGUCUGACGAACUCGAGUAACGUUCCCUGCUGACUUUCACCCAGCUGCUGCCGUUCAUGGAGCCGGUUUUAUUAAAAACUACCACCGUGGGAACACUCAGACCCUGAUUACUAACCGGUCCUGGACUGGAAAAGGAAGGAGUGACCUCACUCUCUGUCUGUAUGCAGCUCGCAAAUGUAUAUUUAUUUAUCUGCCAUCACAAAAAUCAGCAACAUGGUGAUGUGUAAGCCUGAUCCAGGACCGUCGUAGUCCAAAUCACAGCCUCACCUUUGUCUCUUGGGUUCAUAAACUUGCUUACAGGAAGAUUGUUGAAAAUACAUCUUUUGCUUUAUGUGAUAGUGACCGUAGAGAUACAGGCAUGGAUCGCUGGCAGAGACGACAUGGCAACGGACAGCGCCCCCUAGUGACCUUAGAGUACGACUUGAUGUCAGGCAGGUGUAAAGUAACAAAAAACAUGAUUUAUUUAUUUUUUAAGAUUAUUUUUGGGGCUUUUCUGCCUUUAAUGGACAGGACAGCUAGGUGAGAGAGAGAGAGGAAUCAUCACAGGUCGGACUCGAACCCUGGACCUCUGCGUCGAGGCAUAAACCUCUCAGUACAUGUGCGCCUGCUCUACCCGCUGAGCAACCCGGCCACAGGAGGAGUCUCCCAUUAAAGUCAAAACCAAUCCUGUAAAAUCAAAGAUCCCUCUCAGGGUUUCCGCUGAUGACCGGGAGCUUUGUUACUAGCAAGACCACUAACUAGUGCUCAACCUGCUAGCAAGACCACUAACUAGUGCUGAGCCUGCUAGCAAGACCACUAACUAGUGCUGAACCUGCUAGCAAGACCACUAACUAGUGCUCAACCUGCUAGCAAGACCACUAACUAGUGCUCAACCUGCUAGCAAGACCACUAACUAGUGCUGAACCUGCUAGCAAGACCACUAACUAGUGCUGAACCUGCUAGCAAGACCACUAACUAGUGCUGAACCUGCUAGCGAUACCACUAACUAGUGCUGAGCCUGCUAGCAAGACCACUAACUAGUGCUGAACCUGCUAGCGAGACCACUAACUAGUGCUGAACCUGCUAGCGAGACCACUAACUGGUGCUGAGCCUGCUAGCAAGACCACUAACUAGUGCUGAACCUGCUAGCAAGACCACUAACUAGUGCUGAGCCUGCUAGCGAGACCACUAACUAGUGCUGAACCUGCUAGCGAGACCACUAACUAGUGCUGAACCUGCUAGCGCGACCACUAACUGGUGCUGAGCCUGCUAGCGAGACCACUAACUAGUGCUGAACCUGCUAGCAAGACCACUAACUAGUGCUGAGCCUGCUAGCGAGACCACUAACUAGUGCUGAACCUGCUAGCGAGACCACUAACUGGUGCUGAGCCUGCUAGCGAGACCACUAACUAGUGCUGAACCUGCUAGCAAGACCACUAACUAGUGCUGAGCCUGCUAGCGAGACCACUAACUAGUGCUGAACCUGCUAGCGAGACCACUAACUGGUGCUGAGCCUGCUAGCGAGACCACUAACUAGUGCUGAACCGGCCUGACAUCGAGUCUACAUCUACACUACUACGGUUUGGUUUUAAAACGAAUAUCUUUUGCUACGUUUACACCUCGCGUUGGCGCUACUCCUACGUGUUCGAGCCCCAAGAGAGAGAGAGGGGAUCGGGCCACAUUUUCCUGUCUGAGCCCGACAGCCCGACAGGCAUUAAGAUAUUUCUGUCCGAGCCUGUAGUCUAUGUAGUCUAUGUAGUCUAUGUAGUCUAUACUGGCGCGUGGUGGUGGAGACACUAGUUGCAGUCUUCUCCUGAACAGAGGGGGCGCUAAUGAGCAAAGGCUACCGACGUUUCCCUUUCUACAGACUAGAAGAAGAAGAAGAAAAAAGGUAAACAAGGGCAGAACUGGCAGCAGCAUCGACGUCAAUGCUGUGAUCUGAUUGGAUGAGCUACUUGGUGGGGUCAAGCCUUUCAUUCACCCUAACAGAGCUCCUCUUAACCCAGUGAGUUCACCAGAGAGACCUGCAGUCGCUCUGAGAGUCCUGGCAUCACGUUACCCUCGAGCUCCUCCAGGCUUCCUGUUUCCGCUUCGUCACGCGCUCAAAAUCCUGGCGCGCCGGCGAGAUAUCUACGUCGUUUUUGACGCCACGUUGGCGCGCGCGAGCUCGGCUACGGCGACUGUGAAGCGGCCUUUACGCUGCAGAAAUCAGCUGCUGUAGAGUCAAAUAAAAACCUGCAGCCAGCCCCGUGUUUCCUCACUGUAACCACUAGCUGUUGGCCUGUUGGUAGUGAAGAAGUCAGACAAACACUAACGGAAACUGUCCCGCCUCUUUGAACAUGUGUAGGGAAGGUUAAUGUGUGGUCCUUCGGGUCCCAGUGACCCGAAGGACCACACAAGGAUUAUGUACUUCCCUUUACUUUGUUGAGAAUUGCUCUCUAAACCCUGUUUCUU
Molecule: messenger RNA, 6374 nt
Organism: Perca fluviatilis (European perch)
Lineage: Eukaryota; Metazoa; Chordata; Actinopteri; Perciformes; Percidae
Exons: 10
Coding region: 555-3935 (1126 amino acids)
Biological process (GO): negative regulation of gene expression, epigenetic; protein localization to heterochromatin
Cellular component (GO): nucleoplasm; heterochromatin
Molecular function (GO): chromatin binding
Source: RefSeq, a predicted model, not a curated record